This is a messenger RNA of Colletotrichum acutatum, 855 nucleotides long. RefSeq lists its product as uncharacterized. The transcript has 2 exons. NCBI's taxonomy places the organism in Eukaryota, Fungi, Ascomycota, Sordariomycetes, Glomerellales, Glomerellaceae. Bases 120 to 605 code for a protein of 161 amino acids. The record is from RefSeq and is a predicted model, not a curated record.
CACCAGCAGCCGUCGAGGCAGCCGCUAUUGGCAAGCGCCGAUGGGAGAGAAAGGGCAAGGAUGUGGAUGGGAUGUGAAAGGGGUGUGGCGGCCCAGUGGAAGCGAUAGUGCUAUUACCUAUGGAACACUCCAGCAGAGGCGCUCUGCUGAGGACAGCCUACAGGUGGGAGUCUGGAGACAGGGCGGCUUGCUCAGGCGUCUCGCCAGCUGUAAGUGGCCAGGACAGGGCUUCAAUUCGACAUGGGAAUUUCCAACAGACGAGGCGUCCGCAUCUCAGUGCUCGCCUGAAGCCGUGCUUCACUCAAAAAUGCUUGCGUCCUGCUUGCUGUAGCGUGCAAAGCAAGGAGCAUCUUUGUUCAAGUCUGUUCUGCACAACACCUCAUCUUCAGCUCCCGGGCAUUAUUCAGGCAAUCCGACCUAUCACUGCCUUAACCGAUGCCUGCCAGCCGUUUCUGCCUCUUUGUAGACUGUGUGUGACAGAGAAGCUCUGUCAGCGCCGAGCCACUUACAGUUGCCUCAUUUCGCCUUCAGUUCGCCUCUAUCUGUUCACAGUAGUAGGUUGUCUUGACGAAUUGGAAUUGCCAAAUAACCCGAUUGGAAGAUAAUGCCUCACGAUCAUGCCGGCCAAGUGGCAGGUUUGAGGGCCGCAGGUGUGCCUUUGCCUUUCAUCUGCAGCUUACGCCUCUCCCUCUGCCUCUGAAGCAGCAGCAGUUUGCACAAGAGCCAACUGGACGACGACUUCCACUUUAGACACGGUGCAUUAUGACGGUGUUGGCAGCAUUUGAUACGACCAAAUUGUUAUGCCUCCAUCUCCCUCUCUCCAGGUUUGUUGGGGGAGUGGCUACAGAGACUCAU